Molecule: messenger RNA, 1523 nt
Organism: Westerdykella ornata
Lineage: Eukaryota; Fungi; Ascomycota; Dothideomycetes; Pleosporales; Sporormiaceae
Product: phosphoglycerate mutase-like protein
Exons: 5
Coding region: 264-1250 (328 amino acids)
Cellular component (GO): cytoplasm
Molecular function (GO): phosphatase activity
Source: RefSeq, a predicted model, not a curated record
GGCAGGGCUUCCCACUCUCCAACUCAUGGACUUGUCUCCCUCGCCCCUCCACAACACCACACGUUUCUGGAAACACAUUUCCUUGGUCCUGGACCACAUACUGAUACAGGAUGUUACUGGUAUGAAUAGGCAGCGUGUGUUUACAAUCAAGAGAGUACUCAUGUAUGGGCUCAAUCCGUGUCCAAUAGCAGCCAAGGGGACUGACACGGCGUUACAGUGGAACUGCACUCACCAUCACAGUUCUACUGCUGUUGUCUUGCAAUAUGUAUCACGUCCCAGAGAUCUCUUCGAGAGGCUUACAAGACUUCCAUUUCAAAUAUACGACCGUUGGUGGCUACUUCCUGCAAUCGGAGAAGGACACCGACCCCGACCGGUUCGACUUUAGGAAAGAGAACUUUGGAUUGAUUGACAGAGAGUACGAAACCGACUCCGGGAAUGAGGGGGGCAAGAAAGGGCACUGGCGACGGUUCGAGAGGUAUGUCCGCCAUGUCAACGAGAAGAGCGAGUUAGGUGUGCAGUUCAAGGUGCUCUUUCUAGGGAGACACGGGCAGGGCUGGCACAACGUUGCAGAAGCCAAAUACGGCACUGCAGCAUGGAAUUGCUACUGGUCGAUGCUUGACGGUGCAGAUGGCAUCACUUGGUCCGAUGCCCAUCUGACAGAGAUAGGCCAUGCACAGGCCCAGGAUGUUCGCCAGCUCUGGCAGUCACUGCUACCGGACAUUCCAGCCCCAGAGAGCUACUAUGUGAGCCCCUUGACGAGGGCCAUCGAGACGGCCGACAUCAGUUUCAAGGGACUUGAACUGCCUAACGGCAAGCCGUACAAACCAAUUAUCAAAGAGCUUCUCCGUGAGGCCAUCGGAGUGCACACGUGCGAUCGACGGAGAAGCGCCUCUGAGAUCCAACAUGCCUUCCCUCAUGUGAGUCUGGAGUCUGGUUUCUCCGAAGAGGACCCCCUGUGGACCUCCAACUUCCGCGAGCCCAGAAAGGCGCGCAAGCACCGCCUUGCCAAGCUGCUCGACGACGUCUUUGCCCACGACGACGGGGUGUUCCUGUCCUUUACCAGCCAUUCGGGAGCCAUUCGCAGCAUCCUGGAUGCGAUCGGGCAUCGAGAGUUUGGCCUCGAGACAGGAGGAGUUAUUCCCGUGUUCGUGAAGGCGGAAGUGGUGAAGGGAGCGAGGCCAGCUCCUCCCGACGAGCCAAGUGAAGGCCCGCCAGCGUGUCCGUCCCCUCCAGUGAUGAUGCCGAAUUAAAGGCACAGAUGGAGUAGCGAUGAUGGCAUGGAUCACUGGAACACGGUCUCGAAGCGGAGCAAUCCGGAGACAUGGGAGGAUACGAUGCUGUGCACGACGCUGCCAUCAGCUCGCACCCGAGGGCAGUCCAAUCGCAAUCCCUCGUUCAAUUCUCCGCAUACUCACAAACCAGCAAAACAUUGUCACACAUCGGACUAACAGAUGGUUGGCGGUGCGCUGGAACACGAGUCGAAGCAUUUAUAGGAAAGCAAGCUCGCUGGUAAAUACUGUAGC